This is a messenger RNA of Balaenoptera ricei (Rice's whale), 1212 nucleotides long. RefSeq names its product LIM homeobox 3 (gene LHX3). Gene Ontology annotation, biological process: regulation of transcription by RNA polymerase II; neuron differentiation. The coding region runs from base 1 to 1212 and encodes 403 amino acids. Gene Ontology annotation, cellular component: nucleus. The record is from RefSeq and is a predicted model, not a curated record. Gene Ontology annotation, molecular function: RNA polymerase II transcription regulatory region sequence-specific DNA binding; DNA-binding transcription factor activity, RNA polymerase II-specific. Lineage: Eukaryota; Metazoa; Chordata; Mammalia; Artiodactyla; Balaenopteridae. The transcript has 6 exons.
AUGGAGGCGCGCGGGGAGCUGGUCCCGGGCCGGGAGUCGGCGGGCGGCGACCUGCUGCUGGCGCUGCUGGCGCGGAGGGAAGACCUGCGCCGAGACAUCCCACUGUGUGCUGGCUGCGACCAGCACAUCCUGGACCGCUUCAUCCUCAAGGCUCUGGACCGCCACUGGCACAGCAAGUGCCUCAAGUGCAGCGACUGCCACACGCCGCUGGCUGAGCGCUGCUUCAGCCGCGGAGAGAGCGUCUACUGCAAGGACGACUUCUUCAAGCGCUUCGGGACCAAGUGCGCCGCGUGCCAGAUGGGCAUCCCGCCCACGCAGGUGGUGCGCCGCGCCCAGGACUUCGUGUACCACCUGCACUGCUUCGCCUGCGUCGUGUGCAAGCGGCAGCUGGCCACGGGAGACGAGUUCUACCUCAUGGAGGACAGCCGGCUCGUGUGCAAGGCAGACUACGAGACCGCCAAGCAGCGAGAGGCCGAGGCCACGGCCAAGCGGCCGCGCACGACCAUCACGGCCAAGCAGCUGGAGACGCUGAAGAGCGCCUACAACACCUCGCCGAAGCCCGCGCGCCAUGUGCGCGAGCAGCUCUCCUCUGAGACCGGUCUGGACAUGCGCGUCGUGCAGGUGUGGUUCCAGAACCGCCGGGCCAAGGAAAAGAGGCUCAAGAAGGACGCGGGCAGGCAGCGCUGGGGCCAGUAUUUCCGUAACAUGAAGCGCGCCCGCGGCGGCUCGAAGUCGGACAAGGACAGCGUCCAGGAAGAGGGGCAGGACAGCGACGCCGAGGUCUCCUUCACCGAUGAGCCAGCCAUGGUCGAAAUGGGCCCUGCCAACGGCCUCUACGGCAGCCUGGGAGAGCCUGCCCCAGCCUUGGGCCGGCCCUCGGGGGCCCCAGGCAGCUUCCCGCUGGAGCACGGAGGCCUGGCCGGCCCGGAGCAGUACCGAGAGCUGCGCCCCGGCAGCCCCUACGGCGUCCCCCCAUCGCCUGCUGCCCUGCAGGGCCUCCCUGGCCCCCAGCCCCUCCUCUCCAGCUCGGUGUACCCGGACGCCGGCUUGGGGCUCGUGCCCUCGGGAGCCCCAGGUGGGCCCCCACCCAUGAGGGUGCUGGCAGGGAACGGACCCAGCUCUGACCUCUCCACGGGGAGCAGCGGGGGCUACCCCGACUUCCCUGCCAGCCCCGCCUCCUGGCUGGACGAGGUGGACCACGCUCAGUUCUGA